Molecule: messenger RNA, 661 nt
Organism: Penicillium hordei
Lineage: Eukaryota; Fungi; Ascomycota; Eurotiomycetes; Eurotiales; Aspergillaceae
Exons: 3
Coding region: 1-492 (163 amino acids)
Cellular component (GO): nucleus; cytoplasm
Molecular function (GO): protein tyrosine phosphatase activity
Source: RefSeq, a predicted model, not a curated record
AUGAGCGCUCAAGUUCCCUGGUACGAUGCUUAUCCCAAGCCGUCGACAACCACUCCGCCCACAAUCUCCAGAGAAACACUACUGGCAUGGAUCAAAGAGGGCCGUACUCCCGGCCAGGACUUCCUCGUGGUUGAUCUCAGGCGGACCGAUCAUACUGGCGGUUUUCUCCGCGGAUCUGUAAACCUCCCCAUCGAAAGCUUGUACCCGGCACUGCCUACCCUCCAUGCAAUGUGCAAGAGCGCCGGCAUCAAGACUGUGAUCUGGUAUUGCGUCACAUCUCGGGGGCGAGGCAAUCGAGCUGCAGCAUGGUUCGGCGACUAUCUUCGCGAACAGAACGAGACAGAUAUCGAGAGUGUGUCGCUCUUAGAGGGCAUUCUGGGCUGGGCGCUUGCUGGAGAUGAGUACACGGAGCAUAUUGAUGAGUUUGUGCCGGAGGCUUGGAAGAGCUCUGAUGCGGCGAAGCAUACUGGGCAGUUAAGCAGCUGUAACUGAUGAUUUGCCUAUUGCGCAGCCAACUUCUGUCCCCACCACCCACCCCCGGCGCUUCAGAAUGAAAAGGCGGACAAUGAAGGUGUUCGGGGUCUGAGCGUUGUGAUAUUGGAGCUUCAUAUUGCAAGGUUAUGGACAGUAAUACAAUCUAUGCGCCUAGGGGAUGUGUCAG